CGCGACCUUGUCCCGCGGCGGCCCACCUCCCUCGUGCCCAUCCCACCUCGACAUUGCUUCCAGUGGUCUGAAGCGGCCCGCCAUGGCGCAGCCAUCCGGCUCUGGCCUUGACGGGCAGGACGACCCAGCCGCGUGGAUCCGCGGCCUCGGUAUCGAGGCGCUCCUCCUCGAGGCGCUGACCUCGCACGAUCGGGAGUGCGGGCUGGCGGGCAUCGCAAAGGCCGGCCCGUCGGCGGCCCGCGAGGCAGUCGCCGCCCUCGGCAUAGCGGACCUGAUCGCCAAGGCCGUCGACGCUCUUCCUCCUGCGCCGCUCGCCGAGACCGUUUCCUCGCCGCCUCCGCUCUUCCCGACUCUGUCCUGCUCCUUCUCGGACGUCGCAAGCGAGCAGGCGACGGCCGGCGGCGGGCCCUUUCGCGACGUGACUCGCGGCGUGGCGGCCCGGACACCGCUCACAAUCAACGCCCGCUCUGCCGAGUCGUUUGAGACGGAGCUCUUCGUGGGCCGCUGCCUGCUGCUGCUGCGGCCGGCGCGGCGCGAGGAGGACGUCUUCUACUCGGAGCGGCUGUUUGACGGGCGCAGCCGCGGGCUUGAGAUGCAGGUGCAGGGCCGCUUCAAGCGCCGCCCGAGCGGCACCGUCUACCUCGGCGGCGAGGUGACCGAGCGGAUGCAGCUCGGCCUCGUGACGCGCGGCCUCUCCAAGCUCAUCCUGCAGCUGCUCGUCAAGUUCAACCCGCCCGGGAUGCACUACUCCUUCGGCGACCGCGAGGGCCGCAUGCUGCCGCACAUCGUCCUCCCGCUCUGGCGCGCCGUCGACCGGCUCGUCGCCUCGCCGCCCGGCACGGCGCCGCCCGAGCUCGGCGUCCCGCUGGACGAGUCGGAGGCGGCGCGAAGCGCGCGCAAGGGCGGCGCGUCGCUCGGCGAGUGGGACCCGUCCUUCACCUACUCCUUCUCCUUCAACACGGGCUACAUCGACCUGCCGCACUGGAAGCUGCACCGGCUGCCGAUGCGCGACGUCUACCUCUCCUCCUUCUGGAGCGACUCGGACCUGCGGCUGGUCGUGUACGAGGACGCGCCGGGCGGCGGCCACGCGUGGCGCGCAAACAGGUACGCGCUCUGCGUCCGGAUCACGCACUCGCCCGCGGGCGGCGGCGGCAGCAGGCGGCAGUCGUCCUCCCGGCGGCUGGCGGCCGCGGCCGCGGCGAGGGCGUCGGAGAACGACGUUGGCGACGAGGCGGACGGCGAGGGAGGCGAGGGGAACUCCGCCGCCCUCGCCGCGUCCUCCGCUGCUCUCGCCGCGGCCGGCGCGGCGACGCUCGGUGUGACGCUGCCGCACGCCGAGCCAGCCUCGUCGGCGGCCGACUCGGCGGCCGACUCGCCGCUGCCGGUCACUCCCGACGCGGUUUCGGACGAGGACUCGUCGGAGGAGGGCGAGCCGCCCGCCGACCCGCUGGCUGAAGAUGUCACAGGAGAGCCUUCCUCCGAAGCCGCGGCGGCGGCAGCGCAAGGCGACAUCGGGGCGGCGGGCGGCGUGGCCCCCUCGGCGGCGCUCGCCGCCCUCGCCUCCGCCUCCAUCCCGGCGCGCCUCGUCUCGCGAGACGGGCGCGGCCGGCCGAAGAAGAGCUACCUCGUCGUCGCCGCGGGCAAGACGCACGUCCGCAGCUCCGGCGCCAUCAAGGCGGCGGUGCGCGCAGGCCGGCGGGGCCGUCCCGCGCCAGCCUUGGGGCGGGACGGCGACGACUCGGACGAGGGCGGCGGCGCGGGCGACGGCGAGGGGAGCGGCCCCUCGGCGCGCCUCAGCACCGCGGAGCGGAAGCGCCGCGCCGCAGAGCGCCGCGUGCGGAGCACCUUUGCCGCGCCGCCGCCGCCGUCGACGCGAGCGGGCGCCGCACUCGCCGCGUCUGCCGCCGCGCUGCUGCGGCGCAGCGAAGGGGACGCGGCGUUCCUGGCGCCCGGCCGCGGCGGCCGAAAGGCGGCGGCGGCGGCGGCGGACGGCGCGGUUUGCAUAAGUGGCAGCGUCGCUUUUGGGGAAUGCGAGGGCUGCUUUGUCGAGAUGGGCGCCGUGCUCACAACUCGCGCGCUGUACUUGUCCGAGGCGAACGUGGGCAGCGGCGGUGCAAGUCUCGUGCUGGCGCUCCCCGCCCUUCUCUGCGCCAGCCGGAUGGACCCUUCCCUCUCCCCCUUCCCCGACCGGCCUCUUCUCCUCGUCGCCACCGUCGCCCGCCAGUACUGCCUCCUUCUCCACUCCUCGCUCGUCGCCGACCAGUGGCUCGCCGCCCUCCGCAACCUGCGGGUGCCCGUCGAUGAUGGCGACGGCGGCGACGGCGCCACGGCCGCGCCCGCCGCUGGCAGCGGCCCCGCCGCCGGUGGCGCUCCCGCGGCGGCCGCGGCGAGCGACGAGCCCUCGCUCUCUCUGCAGCAGUUUGGCUUCCGGCCGAGCAUCUUCACGCGCAAGGGCGGCCGGCUGGUGCUCAACGGCCGGCGGCUCCUCUUCCAGCCGGAGCUCGCCGCCGCCUCGCGCCUCGACGCGUGCGAGUGCGCCGCGCGCGCGCUGCGGCUCGCGCUGGCGCUCGACGAGGCGGAGCCUCUCUCGUCGCCGAGGCUGGUUGCCUUUCUGGACGCCGCCUCCUCGCUCAAGGCUGUGCGGCUCGACGGGCUCGACGAGGAGCAGAAGCUCGCCUUCUUCCUCAACGUCUACCACACCAUGAUCCAGCACGCGUACUCGCUGCUCGGCCCGCCCUCCUCGCUGCUCAAGGCGAUCUCCUUCUUCAACACCAUCGCCUACCAGGUCGGCGGCGACGUCUUCACCCUCGCGGAGCUCGAGCACAACGUGCUGCGCGCGCCCUCGUGCCGCCCAAAGUCCUUCUUCUCCAAGUGGGUCCUCCCAAAGUCGAGCUACAGCUUCGCCCUCACCACCGCCGACUACCGCCUCAACUUUGCCCUCUCCUGCGGCUCCGCCUCGGGGCUCGCCACGGUGCCCGUCUACCAGCCCGCACUCCUCGGCGCGCAGCUCGACGCCGUCGCGAGCGCCUUCCUCGCUCGCACCGUCGCCGUCUCCUGCCGCAGCGGCGGCGGUGGCGGCGGCGGCGAUGCGGCAGUGGCGCUCACACUGCCCAAGUUGUUCCAGUGGUACGCCAGGGACUUUGGGAGCGGAAAGCACGCGAUGGAGGGCGCGGCGGUUGCGAUGGAGUUCUUGCGCGGCCCCGAGCGCGAGCUGCUGCGCUCGCGGCUUGCUCAGGAGCAAAAGCCUGACCUCGAGAUUCGGUACGCGCCCUUCUCCUUUGCUUGCUCGCGCCUGAUCGAGCUCGAGGUCGGUCGUGAGAGCUCUGGUCGGCGGAUCAGCGGCGGCGGCCCGGGCGGGUGAGCCAUCGGAGCGGGGGCAGUGACCGUUCAUCAAAGACGCCGCGACAAUAUGUCCAAUACCGCGGUCCGAUGUUGUUCCUGGUCAUUCCCUCUCCAGACCGCCCAUAAAUCUCUGUCCACCUGUCGAUAUGCAUUUACGCGAACGAUUCUCUACUAUUAUAACAGUCAAUACAGUGG
Emiliania huxleyi CCMP1516 is the source of this 3537-nucleotide messenger RNA. RefSeq lists its product as hypothetical. Lineage: Eukaryota; Haptophyta; Isochrysidales; Noelaerhabdaceae. The coding region runs from base 83 to 3361 and encodes 1092 amino acids. The record is from RefSeq and is a predicted model, not a curated record. The transcript is spliced from 3 exons.